UUAUUUUAAAUUAAUCCAACAAAAAUCUCUUUAUUUAAAUUUUGUUUUUGGUAUGCUUUUCUUCCCACCUAUGACCGAUUUUCCUUCAACAGAGCACCAAACUACUGUAGAUAAUAAUUUACCUUUAACAUGGCUAGGUGGGGCUAAUACUUCGAGUAUAUUGUCUAGGCCUAUGGAAGAACAACAAAGAAUAAACUCAACAACCUCAUUUCAUCAAUUACUUUUAAUGGGCCAAAUUAAGCAACAACAAAUCUCACAAUCCUCACUACUUUCUUUACCUCAGCCAAUUGGAUUAAAUGUAUUUCCGGGGCUGUUGACUAAUGGGGGUGAAUUGACGAAUAAACGUGAAGAGGAAGAAAGGAAUAAAAUCUUCCAACAGAAUGGGGUAGGGAAUUUUUUGGAGGAUUUUUAUAAAGGUGUGGGGUGA
Molecule: messenger RNA, 427 nt
Organism: Meloidogyne enterolobii
Lineage: Eukaryota; Metazoa; Nematoda; Chromadorea; Rhabditida; Meloidogynidae
Source: the annotation of a GenBank genome assembly